Messenger RNA from Aricia agestis (brown argus), 2372 nucleotides. Its product is annotated as F-box/LRR-repeat protein 20. Lineage: Eukaryota; Metazoa; Arthropoda; Insecta; Lepidoptera; Lycaenidae. The record is from RefSeq and is a predicted model, not a curated record. Gene Ontology annotation, biological process: SCF-dependent proteasomal ubiquitin-dependent protein catabolic process. The coding region runs from base 159 to 1454 and encodes 431 amino acids. The transcript has 13 exons. Gene Ontology annotation, molecular function: protein binding. Gene Ontology annotation, cellular component: SCF ubiquitin ligase complex.
UUGAAGCGAUAGCUCGCGGCUCGUACUGUGUCGGUCAGCGAAAAACUCGGAACGACUCCAUAUUUGUUUGUGUGUUUAAUUUCUGUUAGAUCUCUUUAUUUUAUUUGUGAGUAUUAACAAAAUUUAACACUGUGGCGAAGGUGACACCGUUCCCGAGUAUGAGUUAUUCCGGAAGGAAUAAAUUCGAGAUUUCUCGAUUUACGGGCGAUGAUGACAAUCAUAUAAACAAAAAGCUGCCAAAAGAACUGAUACUUCGUAUACUUUCCUACCUGGAUGUUGUGUCACUAUGCCGAUGUGCUCAGGUUUCAAAAUUAUGGAAUAUCCUCGCUCUCGAUGGCUCCAACUGGCAGCGUAUAGACUUAUUUGACUUCCAGAGAGAUGUAGAGGGUCCAGUGAUAGAAAACAUAUCUCAGCGAUGCGGUGGAUUUUUGCGAGAGCUGUCUCUACGCGGGUGCGAGAGCAUCGCGGAUGGCUCCAUCAAGACGUUGGCGCAGUCUUGUCCGAAUAUUGAAGAUCUGAAUUUGAACAAAUGCAAGAAACUCACAGAUCAGUCCUGCCAAGCCCUAGGGAGAAGAUGUAGCAAGUUGCAAAAAAUCAAUUUGGAUUCCUGUCCGAGCAUAUCAGAUAUAUCGCUGAAGGCAUUAUCAGAUGGAUGUCCACUUCUAACUCACGUGAACGUGUCAUGGUGUCAGUCGAUCACGGAGAAUGGCGUGGAGGCGCUGGCGAGGGGCUGCCCCAAGCUGAAGAGCUUUAUCUGCAGAGGUUGUAAAAACGUAAACGACAGAGCGGUGUCCUGCCUCGCCACAUACUGCCCCGACCUGGAGGUGCUCAAUGUGCAGGGAUGUGAUACGUUGACGGACGAGUCAAUAUCACAGCUAGGCGGGUCGAUGCGACGGCUGUGCGUGUCGGGGUGCUCGCGCUUGACGGACGCGACGCUCGCGGCGCUGGCGGCGCGCUGCCCAGACCUCGUCACGCUGGAGCUGGCGCAGUGCGCGCAUCUCACAGACGUCGGCUUCCAGGCGUUGGCCCGGAGCUGCAGAAUGUUAGAGCGUAUGGACCUAGAAGAAUGUGUUCUGAUCACUGAUUCGACGCUGGUGCAUUUAGCAAUGGGCUGCCCUAGGAUAGAAAAACUGACGCUGUCCCACUGCGAGCUUAUAACCGACUUUGGAAUCAAACAACUUUCGAUGUCACCCUGUGCGGCGGAACACCUCACUGUUUUAGGUCUUGACAAUUGUCCGUUGGUGACGGACGAGGCGCUCGAGCACCUGACGUCGUGUCACAACCUGCAGCUCAUAGAGCUGUACGACUGUCAGCUCGUCACCAGGAACGCGAUACGGAAGCUCAGGAAUCAUCUCCCGAACAUACGCGUGCAUGCGUACUUCGCCCCGGUGACGCCCCCCGCGACGGCGGGCGGGGCGCGGCCGCGCUACUGCCGCUGCUGCAACAUCAUUUGAACGCGCUUCGCUCCCCGCGGGAACCACCACCCGGUUCCCGGAACCACGACCCGGUUUCUGGAACCACGAACCGGUUCCCGGAACCACGACCCGGUUCCCGGAACCACGACCCGGAUCUAUGAAGACUUCCUCACUUCUGACCAAGUUAUCGUAGGGCUUCAUAGUUUGAGUUUAAUGCGUAACGCGACGUGAACUCGCCUAAAUAUUGUCCGGGUCACUUGAGGUCUACGAGAUAUUUCAACUCGCUAUACAACUAUACAUUUAUUUUAUAAACUUAACACUUUACUGUUAAUCAUUGUUUUAAACGUUUUCUAGGUAAAUAUUACUAGAUUGAUUAUUAUGUAAGGUGAUAUGAUAUGACUUGUGAUAGCGGGGCAAUAGAUGAUGCUUUUAUUUUUUUGAGACGACGAAACGACUAGCAGUUAUUGAAUCAAGAUUCAAAAUAUAAUGUAUAUUUUUUGUUUACACAAAAUGGCCGAUUUAUCGAAAUAUUUUAUCAUUAAUUUUUGUUUACAUACUACUAAACUAGGUUACUUUAAGUAGUCAUUGCAUGUAGUUUUAAUGAUUACUAACAUUAACUCCUAACAUGGACCUUUAAUUGCAUUUAUUAAAUAUUUAAAUGUCCACCUAGUUCUUUCUUAUGAAUGAUUUAUAAGAUUAAGUGUCCGCCAUUAUUAUUUUGUACUUAUAAGCUGCCUGUCGGCCAUUUUGUAGUUUCGAUUUGAUCGCAAAAAUUGAUCGACAUGAUAUAUUUUUCUACAUAGAAUUAUUUUAUCAUCAGUCAGUAGAUGUGUAAGGUAGGGUGGAUUUCAAUGUGUCUUAGAAUGUGAACGGUGAACCAACGUAAUUGUUAACGCUUUAAAAUGUUAAACGUAGGAUAGAGAAGAAUAAUUAUAUAGUGCUUACUCGAUAACGUCA